UCCUGCCAGUCCCAGCACACGCCAGACGCAUCGCCGACCAUGAAGCUCCUGGUGCUCGCCUGUCUGCUGGGGGUGUCGCUGGCGGCUCGCCUGGACAACACCUACCUGCCGCCGCCGGGGGCCGCCACGGCCGGGGGCUCCCCGGGCUCGCUCGCCGCCCCGGGGGCCACGGCAGCCGGGGGCGGCGCCCAGGCGCCGGGCCCGCAGAUCCCCGUGCUCAAGUACGAGAAUGUGAACAACGGCGACGGCAGCUACAUGUUCAGCUACGAGACGGCGAACGGCAUCUCGCAGUCCGAGAGCGGAUCGCUGAAGAAUGCCGGCUCACCUGGCGCAGAGGCACUGGCAGUGCAGGGAUCCUACUCGUACACCGACAACGAAGGCAACACCAUUAAGCUCUCCUACACCGCCGACGAGAAUGGCUUCCAGCCCCAGGGCGACCACCUCCCCACCCCGCCGCCCAUUCCUGAGGCAAUCCUCAAGUCACUGCAGCAGAACAUGGCCGAGGAGGCAGCAGCAGCUAACAAUGGAGCUCCUUCUGGAAGUCUUGAUCAAGCAGGAAGUCCUGCCUUCGGUGGGGCUCCUUCCGGGGCAUACAACGGAGUUCCAUCUGGGACUCCUGCAAACAGCGGAGCUUCUUCUGGAUAUCCAGCUCCCUCCGGAAGUCCUGCUCAAGCCUCAGGUCCUGCCAGAGGUCCUGCAUUCGGUGGGGCUCCUUCAUACGGAGGAGCUCCUUCUGGGGCCCCAGCAUACAGCGGAGCUCCUUCUGGAACUCCUGCAUACAAUGGAGCUUCUUCUGGUGCUCCUGCAUAUGGAGGAGCUCCCUCCAGAAGUCCUGCUCAAGCCUCAGGUCCUGCCAGAGGUCCUGCCAGAGGUCCUGCAUUCGGUGGGGCUCCUUCAUAUGGAGGAGCUCCUUCUGGGGCCCCAGCAUACAGCGGAGCUCCUUCUGGAACUCCUGCAUACAAUGGAGCUUCUAUGGGUGCUUCUGCAUAUGGAGGAGCUUCCUCUGGAAGUCCUGCUCAAGCCUCAGGUCCUGUCAGAGGUCCUGCAUUCGGUGGGGCUCCUUCAUACGGAGGAGCUCCUUCUGGGGCCCCAGCAUACAAUGGAGCUCCUUCUGGAACUCCUGCAUACAAUGGAGCUUCUUCUGGUGCUCCUGCAUAUGGAGGAGCUCCGUCUGGAAGACCUUCUCAAUCAGCAGGUCCUUCCUUUGGCGGGUCAUCUGUUGGGCUGCCGAGCUUCUCGCCUCAGUCAGGAUACUCUUACCCAAAACCUGGGAAAUAACUCAACUGAGUUCUCCACACUGUCACAUCUCAUGAAGAAAACACCGCUAUGCAGCAUGGCUAUGUCUGUGCGAAUCUGGUAACGACAGAAUAAGGCCUACCUGUUGUAACAUAUAUUAUACCGCUACAACAAUAGUUAUGUGCUCGUGAUAUUUAUUUGUACAGACUAAAACCCUUUAAAGUUCAUUUUUAUACAUCAAUUUUUAAGAUAUCGAAUUUUUAUUCUGUAUUAAGUUAAUUACUGCAAAAGUAACACAUAUAUAAAUAUGUUCUGUUCAUUAUUUUCGUUAUUUUCCUGUAAGACAUGAUAUUAUAGUGAAGUAA
This is a messenger RNA of Bacillus rossius redtenbacheri, 1601 nucleotides long. RefSeq names its product skin secretory protein xP2-like. Lineage: Eukaryota; Metazoa; Arthropoda; Insecta; Phasmatodea; Bacillidae. The record is from RefSeq and is a predicted model, not a curated record. Gene Ontology annotation, cellular component: chitin-based extracellular matrix. The transcript has 3 exons. Gene Ontology annotation, molecular function: structural constituent of chitin-based larval cuticle. Bases 40 to 1278 code for a protein of 412 amino acids.